Molecule: messenger RNA, 708 nt
Organism: Acytostelium subglobosum LB1
Lineage: Eukaryota; Evosea; Eumycetozoa; Acytosteliales; Acytosteliaceae
Exons: 4
Coding region: 1-708 (235 amino acids)
Cellular component (GO): proteasome core complex
Source: RefSeq, a predicted model, not a curated record
AUGAUCGAUGCUCUUAAGUUGACUGCGCUCCCCACAAAGGAGGUCCCAAUGAGACAGGCUCGUUUCGAACCAUACGUUGAUAAUGGAGGAACGGUUUUGGCUGUUGCAGGUAAAGAUUAUUGUGUCGUUGCAGCUGACACUCGUAUGAGUGAUGGUGGUUAUGGCAUUCAGACGCGUAAAUACACAAAGGUCUUCCAGUUGACACAGAAAUGUGUACUUGCUACAUCUGGAAUGCAAGCCGAUACUAUUGCUUUGAGAAAGCGUUUGGAGACAAUGCUUAGCCGCUACCAGAAGGAGCACGGCAAGCCAAUGUCCACACCAGCGAUCGCCCAAUACCUCUCCAAUACAUUGUACUACAAGCGAUUCUUCCCAUACUACACCUUUAACCUGGUGUGUGGAGUCGACGACGAAGGUGUUGGCUGUGUCUGGACCUACGACGCCGUAGGCUCUCACGAGCGUGUCAAGUUCAGCUCCCAAGGUUCUGGUAACCAAUUGAUCCAGCCAUUGCUCGAUAACCAGGUUGGAAAGUACAAUCAAUUGAUCGUUGAUGGUCCAAGAGAGUUGACUGAGACACAAGCUGUUUCAUUGUCCAAGGAUGCCAUUACAUCUGCUGGAGAGAGAGAUAUAUACACUGGUGACUAUGCCGACAUUGUUGUGGUCAACAGCACAGGAGUCCACUGGGAGAAGUUCGAGCUCAAGCUUGAUUAA